AUGCCAGACGAUAGGCUUCGGCGGCACUUUCGCCUGAAGAAAGAAACUGUGCGGUGGCUUUGCGACGAAGUGGCGGAGGAACUUGGAGGCGUGAGAACUUCAGCGCUGUCGGUGGAGCGGCAAGUGUUGUGCGCGUUGCGAUUCUUCGCAACGGGCAGCUUUCAAGCCUCGGUAGGGAGCGAGGAGACGAUCGGCAUGACCCAGGCUGCGGUCAGCAAGUGUGUGCGACGCGUGGCGGAGGCAAUCGUCCACGCCGGGGCCCGCAACAAGUGGGUCCAUUUCCCGAGGACGUCGGAGGAGAAGGCGGCCGUGAAGGAAGGGUUCCUUCGACGCGGCUCCAUUCCGGGCGUCAUCGGAUGCGUGGACGGCAGCCUGAUAGCCAUCAUCGCACCGAAGGGCGAGCAGAAGGCGGCAUUCAUGUGCCGCAAAUGCUACUUCGCCUUCAACUCAAUGUUCAUCGGCGACGCAGGCAUGCGGAUCCUCGCCGUCCACGCUCUGCGACCGGGGUCAGACCACGACACCCACGUCUGGAGAACUACGUGGUUGCGUCGUCGGUUCUUGGAGGGGCAUAUUGCCAAGGCCGGCGAACACCUCCUCGGUGACAGCGGCUACCCCCGGAACCAUGGCUCCUGA
Dermacentor albipictus is the source of this 633-nucleotide messenger RNA. Lineage: Eukaryota; Metazoa; Arthropoda; Arachnida; Ixodida; Ixodidae. The record is from RefSeq and is a predicted model, not a curated record.